UCACACGGCGCGAUUCACUUGAAGUCCUGGGGAACCGAAAGUGUGACAGAAACGUAUCAUGUACUUUAUUUUGUGUUUAGAAACACAGCGCCGCAUAAUUGACUUCAUUACACGAGACAGGACACGCUUCAAAGGUUUCGCGGUGUCCACCGUUUUGAGGAUGUGCUCCCUGGCGUUGUUUCCUCCUCCGCUGCCGCCCGGACAGACCACUCUGUGCGAGUCCAACAACGAGCUGCUGUCAGGAGGAGCCACCGAGGACCGACUCAAACAGGAGUCUAGUCCUCUGAGUUUGUAUUUCCCCCGAGAGUCUCUGAAGCUCCACAGUCGCACAGAAAGCAGCAGCAAGGCGGCCUUCCUAGACCACUCUGAGACACUGUGGAUGAGGAGUGCAGCAGCAUGGCGGGAUGGCGGUUUCACAGGACUGCUGGAAGAAAUUACCAACUCAAAUACAGAGGUGCCUAAAUGGCUGUCGGUGAUUUCUGGUUGCAACCUGGCGUUGCUCCGAUGGUUCUCGUCCUUUCACGGCUCCCUGUUUCCUCACCUCACAAUGAGCAGUGAGGACAUGCUUGCCGAAUUUUCGCAAGUGUUGAACUGGUCUGACUGUGUGGUGCGAGCCUUUGCCUGGCAUCCUCAUACAGAUAAAUUUGCAGUAGCACUACUGGACGACUCCAUUAAGAUCUACAACCCCAAAAGCGCCACAACUCCCACACUGAAGCACCGUCUACAGAAGAGUGUAGCAGCAGUGCAGUGGAAGCCGCUGUGCGCGUCUGCCCUCGCCGUUGCCUGUCAAAACUGUUUACUGGUCUGGCACGUGGAUCCUUGCUCACUGUCAACCAGGCCGUCGUCUGGUUGUGCUCAAGUUUUGUCUCAUCCCGGUCACUCUCCCGUCACUUCCAUCGCCUGGUCUCCGAGCGGAUCCCUCCUCGCGUCGGCCUCGCCUACGGACACUGCAAUGAUGAUUUGGGAUGUAGCCUCAGAAAGUUGCGUGCCACUUCAGCGUGUUGGAGGAGGAGGUGUCACCUUCUUGUCCUGGUCCCCUGAUGGCAGCCAUGUCCUGUCUUCGACACCGUCUGCCCUGUUCAGGGUUUGGGAGACCAGGAUGUGGACCUGUGAGCGCUGGCCGUGUUUAAAAGGGCGCUGUCAGUCCGGCUGUUGGAGUCCAGAUGGGAGUCGACUUCUGUUCAGCGUACAGGGAGAGACGGUCAUCUACGCUCUGACCUUCACUGAUUAUCCAGCAGGCGUACCAACAUGUACAUCAAAAGGGCCACAGGCUGCAGCAGUGGUGGCCGACCUAUCAGAGACAACCUUCAACACACCAGAUGGAGACAUCAUUGUCGGAGGAGAGAUCCAGUCUAUAGCCUGGGACCCGACAGGAGAGAGGCUCGCAGUGCUUCUCAAAGGUGAUCCUCAAGCAGCAGGUCGGCCUGCGAUCAUAGCCGUGUUCAAGACCAGAACCAAACCCAUAUUUGAGCUUUUGCCUUGUGGUUUUGUUCAGGGUGAGCUUGGUGCCGAGCCGAGACUGAUGCAGUUCCACCCAAACUUUCAUCACGGAGCUCUGCUCACUGUGUGUUGGUCCAGUGGAAGAAUUACCCACGUGCCUUUCUACUUCCUGAGUGCUGGCGUCCCCCAUGUUGGUCUCGGCAACAGUCCAUCACCACUACGCCGUGAAGAACGGCCUGCAGACUUUGCCAAUCGGUCGCUCUUCACAGAACUCAUUCAUGACUGACGCUCACCAACUAUCACACGCUCACAAGACUUUGUUGUUAUCAUGGAUUGUCAAUAAACGUGUAAAGUUCA
Molecule: messenger RNA, 1797 nt
Organism: Plectropomus leopardus (leopard coralgrouper)
Lineage: Eukaryota; Metazoa; Chordata; Actinopteri; Perciformes; Serranidae
Gene: aaas
Product: aladin WD repeat nucleoporin
Biological process (GO): nucleocytoplasmic transport
Cellular component (GO): nuclear pore
Molecular function (GO): protein binding
Source: RefSeq, a predicted model, not a curated record